AUGCUCGAUGCACCCAACGUGAGGUUUCUUCGCUUUCGGUUACAAAACCCAACAUCGCGAAACAAGGACAUUGUUAAUUAUUUUGCGAAAGGUCUCAGUCCAUCCGAUCCCAGUCCCCUUUUUCCCCAUUUGAUCGGUCUCGACUUAUUGUUCGAACAAAAUCUAGUUCCAUAUGUGUCAAGCGGCGACCUUUACACGCUUUAUGAAACGGUGCUCAUGGCUUAUCCGUCCAUCAAAACCCUUAUUCUACUCGACCGCGCAUGGGAUGAUAUGUUCGAAUUAAGAUCAUGGACUCUUCCUUGCCUUGAAAGGCUGGUUGUUGGUAGCGCAUCACCCUCAGGGCUGAAGGCACUCAUUAGUGCACGGAACGACGCGGGAUUAGGGCUGAAGACAUUGGAAGUAUUGUAUCCAAGGUCAUUUGUUCAUAUUGUUAUUGGAUCGCGCAUAUAUUCUACCCUACGCGAGAACAUACAAUUUCCUAAACCGUGGAGCUGCGGACCCGAGUGGGGUCUCAGAGUCGUUGGAAAUACUCCCGACGACCCCAUAAAUAGACGUCAUGCGAUCGAGAUGUUGGAAAUUCCAACUACCACCGACCUGACCCGCCUACACCUGGACCAUACCCAGCGAACCAAGACCACAGCAAUAUGGGUGACUACCCUACUCCACCUAGCACGCGUUUUACCCCUAUUUAACUCACGUCUCCAUCCAGUGAAGAACGCGAUUCCUGGUGUCGGCCAAAGCAACACCGAAGAGGAAGAGGUUAUUAAGCCUGACGAGACACCUUUGUCUCCACGUAGCGAACAAACGAAAUUCAACCUUGAAAAGGGCUUGAAGGAGCGCCCCGAGAAACAAGAGCUUGUGAAUCGGAAUAUUCUCAAAGGCGAGUUUUACUCCAAAGUUGCACCUGCACUGCAAGCCGCUCAAGACAGACUGCAACGCUCUCAAUUGGAGGACAAACUGGACAAGGCACUGGAGAAUCGCCCCAAGCCCGAGGAGCUGGUUAAAAAUGGGAUAUUGAAUAAGGACGAGGUACCCUCAAGCCAUUGA
Molecule: messenger RNA, 1047 nt
Organism: Rhizoctonia solani
Lineage: Eukaryota; Fungi; Basidiomycota; Agaricomycetes; Cantharellales; Ceratobasidiaceae
Product: RPEL repeat protein
Exons: 6
Coding region: 1-1047 (348 amino acids)
Source: RefSeq, a predicted model, not a curated record